UUUUUGUCGCCGCGAAUGCCGGCUAGAUUUAGUGUGGCGCUCUUUGUUGUGAUGCUCGGGAAAAAGUGUAACAUCGCAAGGAGUUUCGUUCGUUAAAGUGGGACGAACCUCAAGGAACGUUGGGCGGACUCAUCUGAACGUCACGUUGGAUACUACACUGUGUGUAUAGUGCUCUAAACUGCAGUGCUUACCGCCGGCGACAACCUUAGGCGCCAACCGUACGUUUGGAAGCGCGACGAAGCUUCGUAACCUACCUCCAGGCGGGUCUUGAAUGACAACCAGGUGGAACGGCGGGAGGCGACCGGCAGACUCCGAGGGCCUCACGUGCGGGUGCUAGACUACAGCUGGACACAGAUUAAGACAAGCCCGACGAAGAUGAACUUAUCCUGACCCCCGCCGGGCCCCAUUGGAGGGAAAAGAAGAACUUCAUAGCGAGAACGCUGGCGUCAAAAGCCGGAACGGCCAAGCCGCGAUCCGCGGAGAGCGCGCCUCCGCCGCUGCCGAGCGCCGCUGCCGCAGUCGACCCGAUGGCCACGCUGCAGCUGGAGCAGCUGUUCCGCGCGUGUGACACUCGGGGCACGGGAUACCUGGACCGCGAGGAGCUGCGCAAGCUGUGCCACCGGUUCAGCAUCAGCAGCCAGGACGCCGACGCCAUAUUCGAGGACCUGGACCACGACGACGACGGACGGAUAGACUUCCACGACUUCGAGAAGGGCUUCCGGGACUUCCUAACCCAGCUUCCGGGGGGCGACACGCCGCCGGAAUCGGAAACGGCGGAUGAUGCUGCCGCCGGCGGGUCCUCCGGUGCCAACGCGAGGGCUCCGCGACCCUCGGAACUGCAGAAGGCGUUGCGCAGGGCCUCCACCAUCGAGUAUCGCCGGGACUCCGUGAUCAACGGUGGCGACGAGAAUGCGAAGUUGUGGAACACGCAGCGCGCUUGGGGCAACCUGACCACCGAGCUUGCGAAGUCGGGGAACGUCAUCAAGAAACAUUCGCCGACAACCUACCGACGAGAUUUCUUAUAUAGCGAGGAGACGCUCAACGACUUGUACAAGGAACUUCAGCGUAGCGAGAAGCCGCAGGUCGUGGAGCGUUUCGAGGACGUCAUCGCCGAUCUGCUGGACAACAUGAAGCGGCUUCAGGAGGAGAACAAUCAGUUGGAAAACACAUGGCUCAAGGAGAAGAAGGAGCACGAAGAACACUUACGACGCAUGGAGGAAGAAAUGGACAACCAAGUCAAGCUUGUGGAACUGCAAGCCAAAGCCAAGGUGGAGGAGGAAGUCGAGGCGAAGAGGAGGACGCUUCAGGCCAAGAUGAGCGAGGAGAUGAACGAACUGCAGUCGCACGUCUCGCUCUUCGAAAAGGUCGAGCAGUGGCUGCGGGCGAACGAGACGCACGACCGCAAGCUGACUUCGGUGCACUCGAAGCUGGACGAGGCGCUGCAGGAGAACCGGCAGUUGCGGCUAAGCCUCAUGGACACGCAAAACAACGUGGCGCUGACCCGCAGCGAGCUGGCCCAGAUACGAUCUCAGUACGAAGACAAGUGCAAAGCCCUGUACGACGAACGGGAGCGCAUCAUGGGUGUAUUGCAGGAGCAGGGACUCGCCAGCAAGCAGCUUCAGCAUCUUCAAGAAGCCAACAGAAAGUUGCAAGACACCAAUGACAUCUUGCGGAGCGUCUUGGAGAAAGCCGAAGCCGAGAAGACGCACACUCCUGACUUGGUGAGACAAGAGUCGGUACUUUCUGACUACUUUGGCGACGCUGCCUUCAUGCCACCCAUGAGAAAGCGAAGGCCUCUCGGCGACCGGAGGCCCCUCUUCGACCCCGAAGAAGAGGAGCGCGCCUCGGCCAUCUGGUCGACGAGGGCCCCUUCCGUGGACCAGCACCCCGUGCUGGACCGCAUCGAGAGCGAAGACGAGCCCCACGUGGUCGACCACAACCACCGCGAUCAAGAGGAGCUGCACUCGCUGGAGCGUCAGGGGCAGCACCCGAAGCCGCAGCCGAAGGAGAGCGGAGACGAAGCGGCCGCCAUGAUGGCGGCGGCAGGCCACUUGCAGCCGCCAGCUGCCGCAACGGCGACCGCGCUCGCCGAGGAAGCAGACGAUGUCCUGGUGGGAUUGCCCGGCGUACACGUUCUCGGGUGGCGGCGUGAGCCGCUUGGCUUCCCACAAAGGAUUCAUGUCCCGGGGCCCUGGCAAUACAGCGGCCUAUCGACCCUGCGUUCUGCAGCCGCCCUGGACUCGGCCGAAGAAGGCCGCCAGACUGACUACAGUACUCCCCUCCCGUCGCUGUCUUCAGAGACCGUAUCGCUUCGCAACCGGUCCUUGUCAUCGGCGACGCCGUCGCUGCACGACCACGAAGACAGCCUGGACUCCAAUCCAGCAGGUGGCCUGGCCACUGCGUCUACGACCACGACGUGCGGAAGCGCUCACAGCAACGGGUCGGUGCUCACGUCUAGGCCUCCGCUGCCCGUGAGGAGCACGAGUAAGGCUAGCGACCGCAGCGUGCAGUCAUUGCCGCCGUCGUUCGGCGAGUCCGCGUCCAAGGCGUCGUCGUCGUCUUCGGGAAACGGCAUGGAAACCAGCGCGCCCGGUGCGGGUGCGUCCAUAAGCAGCGAGAGCGGCAUCGGAAGCCGGAACACGUGGUGCAGCAUGGAGAGUAUCGAUGACUCGCCGAAGCCGAUGACCCGGGGAAAUCUAUCUUCUAGGAGGAUUAGUGAAAUCAAACGGCAACUAGGUGUCGACCCAAGUACCGCGAAGUACCACCGUCGAGCUCCCAGCCCGUCCGGUUCGUGCCAAAGCGUCAACAUCGCUCCUUCGCCGAGCGCUCUCAAGACGAGGCGGCAGAGGUCGCUGUCUCCCCAGAGGUCGGGAGUCCCUCCCGUCCCUCUUCCGAGGUCCAGGGUCACCUCUCCGGAGCCCAAGCCCGUGCCGCGGCGCCACCUGUCGAGACAGGACACGCCGGCGAAGUCGACCGACGAGCCCGACCAGGACAAGCCGCGCGACGACGGCUACGUCGAAGACCACAGGAGGAACUCGGUGGCGCAGAUGAAGGUCUCCGACCAGGAGACUCGGUGUAGCCGCAGGAUCUCUUCCGGCUCCACGUGCUCCGCCGAUAGGUCCAUCGGCGGCUUCACUGACUGCACGGGCCCGCCGGAGCACACGUUCAGGGUGGUGUUCGUCGGCGACGCGGCCGUGGGCAAGUCUUCGUUCAUCAUGAGACUGAGCAGGGGCAUCUUCAUGCCGCAGCUCACCUCCACGCUUGGGGUCGACUUCCAGACGAAAAACAUCUGCAUCGACAACAAGAACGUUAGUCUGCAGCUGUGGGACACAGCCGGCCAGGAAAGGUUCCGGUGCAUAACGCAGUCGUACUUCCGCAAGGCUGACGGCGUCAUGCUCAUGUACGACUGCACGAACGAACAGUCGUUUCUCAACGUGAGGCAAUGGAUGUCUGACCUUGAGGAGGUGGCGUCCCGCGGAAUCCCCAUCAUGUUGGUUUCCAACAAGACCGACAUGCGGGACAUUUUCAAAAUGCAGAGCAAACCCGUCGUGGAGAGAGAAAAUGGGGAAAAGAUCGCGCAAGAAAUGAAAGCUAUCUUUGUGGAGACAAGUGCCAAAGACGGGUCGAAUAUUAAUGAGGCUGUUGGCGCAUUGACGAGGAGCAUGAUCAAGCACGCCGUACCCCACGAGAAAGACAGCCUCACCCUCAACGACAAACAAGGCAAGAGCUUCGCCGCAAAGUGCUGCAACAAGUAAAAGGGGAACGUCUGCACGGAUGUGCACAGCCUACAAACUACAAAGCUGUUCCAUGAACAUCAACACUCUUUUCCUCUUCUGUGCUCGAACAUCAACCUUGCAACGGAUUCAGUUUUUGUCCAGAGUGAGCUCAGGAGCUGUGGUGACGAAUAAGAGGGAAUUGUUCUUUCAAAGAACGUACACCUCGGACAAAUGCAUGUUGUGUAAAUCGAAAACUCAUGAUGAAUUAUACCAAAAAGAAAGAAAGGUUAUUCUACCUUUUCUUAAACCGAUUGCUAUUGCCAUAUGUAAGGUAUGAUACUACGCUGCUAAACUAUUUCCGUUUCCUGGUAACAAAACAGUGACGGACCUGUGCCUUUCAGCAGUGAUAGUUUUCGACGACAUGUCCUAUUUUUGAAUUUUUGGAGAACGUUUUCGGAUCAACCGAGAUCGGGGUCAGACCUGUGGUGUUUACACCGAUUUUGGAGACAACGAGCUUCAGUGAUGCGUUGUCGCCAGUCCGCUGGCGCUAAAAAUCCUUUGCGAGUUUUCGGAGUUGAAGAAGAAUACAACUUUAUAGUCCUCAGCAUGCAAAACAACAGUGACGACAAGUGACGCUUGGUAAUGUCACCGAUGAAAUGAUUCGCGAAAGUGAGUAAUGGCUGGUGUUCUUGUCACAGAAAUCCUGCUAGCCCUUCGACGGCCACUAUCCAGGCUUUCUUUGUUUUAUUGUUGCGCAAGAAAAUUGCGCCUUGCAUGCCGUUAUGCAGCUAGUCUGAAGCUUGUGUGCAUCUAUUAUGUUCAAGUUAAGCCUUCAUAGCGCACAGUGACAGUGCACUGUUUGUUGCCAUCUUUUAGUCAUGUGUGUUCUGGUCUCUAGCUUGUCCAUUUGGCACUUUGCAUGUAGUGCUUCUUAGCCGAGACUUCUCGGUCAGGGGUCUGUUUCAUUUUUUGUUAUCUUUUCUGUCUAGUCAAUCUUAGCAUACAAUAAUUUACGCAAUAAUGUUUUGUCGUUGGAGCAGAAAGUAAUGCGACCAGGGGAACCACAGUUUGCCAGGCAUGUUGGAUGGUCCAGCACCUCCGCUCCAUCGCUUUAAGAAUUAGGGCAACGUUUGAGUCUUUCUGGUACUUUGUCAGUAUUUACAGCUUCCUCAUUUUCAUUCUGCUUGCUAAGUAAUAAUGUUGCUAAGCAAUCUAAUUUAAAUUCAAGAGCUAUGUCCAGCAACUGUCUGCUAAUAUUUAGCAUAACUUCCCGGGGGCGCGUGAUCAAAUUCCGGCCGCGGGGGUCGCAUUUCGACGGGGGGCGAGAUGCAAAAAUACCCUUGUACAAUGCAUUGGGUGCACGGUAAAGAAACCCAGGUAGCCAAAUUAACCCGGGGUCUGCCACUACGGCGUGCCUCAUAAUCAUAUCUUGUUUCUGGCACGUAAAAAAAUAACAUUACUGGUUACCUGUCAUACAGUUUAGGUUUCAGAAACCAUCGAAUGUGUGACCUAGCUACAACGUGUUAAAGCCGCAAAACAAUUUCAUAAAUUCAAUUCGGCACUCGAAAUUGGCCACUUAAGGAUCACAGAGCUAAAAGCGGAAGAGUUUAAAAACGAACAAGCUAGAAAUUAUUAAAAGAAAACAUGAAAGUCUGGAGCAUGUUUGGGCGUUUACACGUUGUGCUCCGUUAUCGUCGCACCGGCACCGCGAUCGUUCCAAGCAGUCAUAUUGAUGUCUGCCCGACUGAAAUGUCUUUCGUAUUUCUUCCUGAAGUUUUUUAGGCCCAACUUGCCGAAAAAUGGCUUUGAGUGUGAGGUACAGUCCCGUGUAAUGAGAAAGGGAACACAGGAGUACCAUUUAAACCAACACGAGAACCCUUAGGCUAAGUUCUAAGCUCCAAUAUGACGAAGUAUUGCCAACCCAGAAGCUUUGCUCUUAAUGCGUGAUCAGCUGGCAAGAGCACCUGCUUACCGGCUCCCCUACUGUAGCUGAAUAGCUAAGUUGGUUGCCCUAAUCGAGACGCCGAAGCAGGAAACACGUGGUAUGACAUUACGUCUGAUAUGACGUAUGAUGAAUCUGAAAGAUGUCUGCUUCUACAGUUGGUAUCUGUUGUAACAUUUGGGACAUCUAUUGCAACUUGUUAGAGCUGUUGUUUGGUGGAGUCUGAAAGUGCUCGUGCCCUUAGAGUUCAUUGGUAUAUGAAGGGACUUGGUGAGAAUGUUUCAACGCUAUUGCUGGUACGACUGUUUCAGUUCGGAAAAUAUAUGCUUCUAUUGCUAUAUUCUGUUGGUACCUGACGGAACCUGAUGGACACUUCUAAAGACGUGAUUGUCUAUAUAGGAAUGUAUGUCUUAAAGAUAGCUGUAUCUACUGGUGGAACCUGUAUAUGGUUAUGGAAACUUCAGAUGCGGUUGUUUGUAGGACUAGCCGUACUAUGGAUAGCACGCUUAGUCCUACCAUGUGUCUUUUGGUUUACGAUGUCGGCAGCACGUCUUAGUUUGAAUAUUCAGUGCCCUGGAGUACUACUAUGGUCGACAAUAUAUGUAGUCAUCGGACCCUUUGAAUGCAAGCCAACUGUUCUCUGCAACACUACUCGACGACGAGCUAACACAUUUGGGCUAGUUGAUUUUCUCGAAGCCACCGCAUCUCUACGUUUCUGAAAAUGCAUCAGCCAACUUGCACUCUAACGAGAGCAAAAGCCUUGUGCUGUUCCCUUCCUAUGCGUUGUUGCUUUCGACAAGCGCUUAUUGCACGGUGCAUAAUCUCCUGUACAGCCUGUCUUGAUCUUUUAAAUUAUUUCCCUUCCCUCGUGUUGAAUGCCUGCGCCACCCGUGUGCCACUGUUUCGCGCAUGCGUUAACCGAGCGCUAACGCCAGAGGCUGUGCAAAAGUUUCGGAAACGGUAACGACAAGGGACCAUAUGUGAUUCUACUUUCCUAAAUACUCGUUUGUGGAUGUUGUUGGUUUAUUUUGCUGUUGUGUGUUGUUCUCGAUAAUUUGUUCACUGUGUACAUUCAAGCUAUAGUUCACCAUGUUGCCUCUUGGAAAAGCUUAACCGCGUGGUUCGAAAACCGCGUGCUUUUCUUGCGAUCAGCGCUGUACAGUUCAAAAAUGCUUUCGCCUGAAAACUCGCGCCUUCAUUCAAAUAAUGAAAUAAAGUACAGGCUACUGUC
Molecule: messenger RNA, 6889 nt
Organism: Dermacentor andersoni
Lineage: Eukaryota; Metazoa; Arthropoda; Arachnida; Ixodida; Ixodidae
Molecular function (GO): calcium ion binding; GTP binding; GTPase activity
Source: RefSeq, a predicted model, not a curated record